CCAGGGGAUAUAACUCUCAUGUAGUGGCCAAAUAUAGUCACCUUGCAGCAUCAAGAGGAUUAAAAUGAAUUUUCGGACCAUAAUGCACAUGUAUGGCUUUACAUGGUCACAUGUGGUCCAUGGCCUGAAGAAUCAGUCAAUGCAGCAAGGGAACAAACCUAUUCGUCAGGUGCCUUCAUGUUCCCGGUUCAAAUGGCUGAGCACACAAACCUCAACAGGACCUCCACUAAACAGCCUUUCAGACCACCAGGUAUCAUCCUCAGAACAUAAAGAAAAUCAGGAAAUAGGAAACAUCCGUGGAGUUGGCCGCAAUGAGGAUGAACAAAUCUCAAGACUACUUCUUCCACCUGAUCAACCUGCUGAUGCCCGAAUAUUGCGGGUGGCCAUUAUAGGACUGCCCAACUCAGGGAAAUCCACCUUAACCAACAGACUUCUGGGAUGGCGGGUCUCCUCAGUGUCAAAAAAGGUCCACACUACCAGGAAAAAUACCUCAGGCAUCAUGACACAAAGCAAUGUUCAGAUUGUCUUUUUGGACACCCCUGGAAUUUUGGACCUGGCAAGUCGGAAACGACAUAAUCUUGAAAAGGAAAUGGUUAUAGACCCUGAGAGAAGUCUUCAAUACGCCCAUCUUGUGGCUGUAGUGGUGGAUGUCUCCAACAGAUGGACUUGCAAUUAUCUUGAUCCCUUAAUACUUCAAAUACUUCAUCUUCACAAAGACAAACCUACCAUUCUUGUCCUCAAUAAGGUGGAUAUACUUAAGCAAAAGCAAUUGCUUCUGCAGUUAACACGAGAGUUGACUCAGGGGAUUGUAGGAGGUAAGCCGUUGCCUGCGAAAUCCAAGAAGAAAUCAGAAGCAGAUCGGGUGCCAGACUUCAAUACCUUGUUUGAUGCUAUGGAAAAACAUAGUCAGAACCCACUUGUACAGUCUGAGUCCAUGAACCAAGAACAAGAGAGGGUACUUGAAGGAGAGACAAUUUCACUUCUCCCAACGGAGCCAGAACUACUUUCUACAAGAGCAAAAGAUGCAAAACCAUCAGAAAACGGAGAGGCAAAAGUGUCUGCAGAGCAGCAAGACUGGACAGAUUAUUUCAAAAGGGUUCAGCAGGCUCGCAGGGCAGUGCGCAACUUGAAAGGAUGGCCACACUUCAGUCACGUCUUCAUGGUUUCAGCCCUGUCAGGAGACGGGAUCGCAGAUCUCAAAGACUUUCUCAUCAAAAGUGCUCAUCCAGGUGAUUGGGACUAUCACAGUUCACUGGUCACAACCCAGAAUCCACAAGAAGUGGUACUGAUGUGUGUGCGUGAAAAACUGCUCGAGCAUUUGAAGGAUGAGGUCCCCUACAUUCUAGAUCUGGACAUGGUUCUAUGGGAAGUUGAUAAGGAUGGAAUUUUGAACAUCAUCAUGAAUGUCAUAGGUUUCAACAAGCGCCAUGUGGGUUUUCUCCUAAGGCAUCAAGGGAAAACAAUUCAGACAAUUGCCCAGGAAGCAAAGCAGGAAAUGAUGAACACAUUUCGUUGUGAGAUACGGCUGAAAUUAAUUGUUAAAAUGACACCUAAAAAGCGGCGUAGCCUGUGAUGAUGUGCAACAUCUAAUGCUUUUUAGAUAAUGGUUGUAGACUUCUGUCUACAAGCAGGACUGUGUUGUUAUCUUUGAUGACAGUAGUGCUGACAGAAAAGAUAAGAUGAUAGAUGUCAUUUUCAUCGAUUAAAUAAAAUAAUUUUUAUGUUUCUACCUUGCUUCUUGAAUCAACUUUACAGAUAUGGGACUUUGCUAAUGGGUUUUAAUGGAAUUUUUGAAAAUGAGUCUUGCCAUUGGAAAAAUCCUUAUCAAAGUACUUAUGCUGAUUAGCCAACAUGCUUUCUGGAUCAGAGGAAGCUAACUGUCAAUCUACUAUCUGGGUCACAGCUCUAUAUCUGUUGAACUCUAGAUGCACCAAAGCAUUGUGUGCCAGUUUUACACUCAUUCCCAGGAUCAUAAAGUGAAAUGCACAUCAAGCUGGACAUGCAUUAAACUCAUUUCUCUCACAGUUAAAGAAAAUCACACAUUAAAAAAUUAAGUUUUAUGCAAGGAAAUGUGGAGUUUUCAAGCUUUAAUGCAAUAUCAAUUACAUUUAUUUUCUGAAUAAUCCCAUACCAAAACAUGUUUUACAAUCUCUCUCCUGAAUGCAAACACACAUCCAGCUAUGGUAUACAACCAAAAAAAAAAAAAAUGGAAAAAAC
Molecule: messenger RNA, 2217 nt
Organism: Pomacea canaliculata
Lineage: Eukaryota; Metazoa; Mollusca; Gastropoda; Architaenioglossa; Ampullariidae
Product: GTPase Era, mitochondrial-like
Exons: 12
Coding region: 65-1573 (502 amino acids)
Biological process (GO): ribosomal small subunit assembly
Cellular component (GO): mitochondrial matrix
Molecular function (GO): ribosomal small subunit binding; GTP binding; rRNA binding
Source: RefSeq, a predicted model, not a curated record